AACAGUGAUUCGUCGAAAUACGUACGAGUGGUGAACAGCCAGAAGUGUAUCCGCGCGGGCGGUAAACACAACGACUUGGACGACGUCGGCAAAGAUGUCUAUCACCACACGUUCUUUGAAAUGCUUGGCAACUGGUCUUUCGGUGACUUCUUCAAGAAGGAGAUCUGUCGCUGGGCUUACGAACUGCUCACACAAGUGUAUGGUCUGCCCAAAGACCGGAUAUACGUUACGUAUUUCGGCGGUAAUCCCGAGAGCGGGUUAGAGGCCGACGAUGAAUGUCGACAGAUAUGGUUAGACGUUGGGCUGCCGUCCGAUCGGGUGCUGCCCUUCGGAAUGAAAGACAAUUUCUGGGAAAUGGGCGAAACGGGUCCGUGCGGUCCCUGUUCUGAGAUACACUUCGACCGCAUCGGUAACAGAGAUGCCUCGAGUUUAGUUAAUAUGGAUGAUCCGGACGUCAUUGAGAUUUGGAAUCUGGUGUUCAUUCAAUUCAAUCGCGAAACCGACGGUUCGCUCAAACCGUUGCCUAAAAAACAUGUCGACACAGGAAUGGGUUUCGAGCGACUCGUGUCUGUAAUUCAGCAAAAGUCGUCCAAUUAUGACACCGAUUGCUUCGUUCCCAUCUUUGACGCCAUUCAACAGUUGACAGGCGUUCGACCCUAUAGUGGGAAAGUAGGCGCCGACGACGUGGACGGCAUUGAUAUGGCCUAUCGGGUGGUCGCAGAUCACGCGCGCACUCUGACCAUCGCUCUGUCAGACGGCGGCCGACCCGACAAUAUAGGCAGGGGUUAUGUUCUGCGAAGAGUAUUACGGCGAGCCGUCCGUUACGUUGAAAAACUUGGCGGAAAACCCGGAGUUUUUGCUUCACUCGUUCCGGUUGUGAUCGAAUCGUUGAGUUCUGUAUUCACUGAACUCACGAAAGAUCCACAAAAUGUGAUGAAUAUUAUUAAUGAAGAAGAGAUUCAAUUCUUGAAAACCCUUUCGCGAGGAAAACGACUCUUAGAGCGAACUAUUGAUAAAAUGAAAGCCCAGAACCGAACUGUACUUCCGGGUGAUAUCGCGUGGAGACUUUACGACACGUACGGCUUUCCCGUCGACUUAACGCAACUGAUGGUCGAAGAGACGGGCUUUUCAGUCGAUUUGAGUGCUUACGAGAGUUGCAAAGCUGAGGCACAACUGAAAUCUCAGAGCAAAUCAUCUCAAUUUGACUCCGGAAUUGAUUUAGACGUCCAUUCGAUCGCAGAAUUGAAAGACAGUUUACAAAUUGCGGUCACAAAUGAUUUGCCGAAAUAUGACUACCGAUCGGUCGACGAAACCCCGAAAUCUGUUUACACGUUCGAGAAAUGCGAGGCAAAGGUUGUGGCCUUAAGAAAGAGUAAGCAGUUUGUGUCGGAAGUGGUGGCCGGAGAUGAGUGUGGAAUCCUUUUGGAUAAGACAUCCUUUUAUGCUGAGGCCGGCGGACAGGAAUACGACACCGGAUUUAUGAAUAAAACGACCGCUUCUGACGACGAAGAGACCGAGUUUGAGGUGAAGGAAGUGAAAGUUCACGGCGGAUAUGUCCUCCACAUCGGACACGUCGGGUGCGGUGUUGUCAGAGUUGGCGAUACAUUAAAGUUGCAAAUUGAUGAACAGAGACGUAAACUUAUAAUGAAUAACCACACGGGAACUCAUGUCCUCAACUAUGCUUUGCGCUCUGUAUUGACAACUGAUGCCAACCAAAAAGGAUCGCUCGUGUCUUCAGAUAAACUACGAUUUGAUUUCACUAAUAAUGGCGCAAUGAGUGCCUCACAAGUCAAACAAACCGAGAGUAUUGCCCAACAGAUGAUCGCUAAGAAUGAAGAGGUUUUUGCAAAGGACUCGUCGCUGGCGUCCGCUAAAGCUGUUCAGGGUUUGCGCGCAGUGUUUGACGAGACAUAUCCCGAUCCGGUCAGAGUUGUCUCCAUUGGAGUGUCUGUCGAUGCCCUGCUGUCAGACCCAACGGGUCCCGCGGGAACGCAAACGUCAGUCGAGUUUUGCGGCGGAACUCAUUUGAAACGAAGCGGACAUAUCGGCGACUUUGUCAUUGCCAGCGAAGAGGCCAUCGCUAAAGGCAUUCGUCGUAUUGUCGCUCUGACGGGUCCCGAAGCGACCAAAGCUUUAAAUAAAGCAACCCUUUUGGAUAAGUCGGUCGCCAGUCUGAAGGCCAGCAUUGCUAACAAAUCCAAUAAAGAGUUUUAUAAGGAGAAUGUGAGACAAGUAGUGGAACUGACGGAUGAGGUCUCGCAGUCGAACAUUGCCUAUUGGAAGAAGGAUGAGAUCAGAAACGAAUUGAACCAAAUGAAGAAACAGUUGGAUUCGGUGGACAGGGCUAACAAAGCCGCACAACAGACACAAGUGAUCGAAACCGCAAAAUCUUUGGCCCAACAGUUCAAAGGAACCAAAUUCCUUAGUUCAGUCAGAGGUUCACCCGAUUUGUGUCGAAAUGCGGCCAAAAUUAAUUCAAUCGCUUAUAUCGACGAUCAGAAGACAUACUUCUUCACGAGUGAGGGUUACUAUUGGCUCAUCAAUGAAACAGAGUUUCCGCCCAAAGAGUUUGGAAAACCACUUCCCGCGGGCUUCAGAGUCGGCGACUCUGCCAUGUAUUGGAACUCUCAGAAGAGUUGUCCCGAUUCUAACCCUCAAAGACAACAACAAAUCCAUUUGAUUGAAAAGACGCCAACAAUUGGAAAUCAGAUAAUGGUUUUGGAUUUACUGACAAACAAAUGGUCCGACAAUUCGUUUUCAUACAAAUCGUCGCGAACUAUAAGAAAGGCUUCCGUUAAAUGGGAUCAACCAAUCGAUGGUCUCUUUAUAUACGAUAAAACAAAUCUAAUGAUCGCUCAAAAACUUCAGUACGAAGUGAUUGAUAUAAAACCGUUAUGUGAGGGACAGACAGACGGACAGCCAUUGGGUCUGAAAUCAAUUAGUGAUUUUGGCGAAGAAGUGGAUGCGCUCACAAUUGUCAACCAAACUCGACUCCUUCUGUUCAAAGGCAUCCAUUUCUGGAUUCUUGACAUUAAAUCGUUCACAAAUGGAAAGUUUACGACAAUUAAACACAGCAAACAGAAUAUAGUGAACCACUUCUUCAAAUUCAACGGCAGUUGUGUCUCACCGACAGGUGAUCCCUAUCCCAGCGCCCAAUCCCUGAUCCCUAUUCAGCCAAACAAUGCGACAACAAAAUUACCAAAUGCUUCGCUUAACACAACUUUGGCAAAGAGUGUCAAAGAGUCAAAGGAUGGCAACAAUAAGUGGUUUUUCAUCAUUUCAGUGAUUCUGAUCGCAAUUAUUCUACUCCUUGUAUUGGCUUUCAUAUGCGUUCUCUUCGUUCGCCACAAGAAAACGAGUCGAAAAGCGGCCGAUUCUCAAAGCAAGUCCAGCCAAAGCCUCAAACCAAGCAAAAGUCGAAAGUGA
This is a messenger RNA of Medioppia subpectinata, 3426 nucleotides long. Lineage: Eukaryota; Metazoa; Arthropoda; Arachnida; Sarcoptiformes; Oppiidae. The record is from the annotation of a GenBank genome assembly.